Molecule: messenger RNA, 273 nt
Organism: Necator americanus (New World hookworm)
Lineage: Eukaryota; Metazoa; Nematoda; Chromadorea; Rhabditida; Ancylostomatidae
Exons: 2
Coding region: 1-273 (90 amino acids)
Source: RefSeq, a predicted model, not a curated record
AUGAGCUUCCUUAAGUACAUCGUUGUUCUGUCCCUGAGUUCUUUUCUCAUCAUUCAUGCUCUUGCAAUGUUCAACGAGAAUGAGGUACCUACAAUCAAGAAGAGGCUCAGCAAUGACGCUCUGAUCCGGUUGAUCAUGAGAAAUCAACACAGUAUGUUCACAUCGAAAAGGGACGAAAAGAGAGCGGAUUUUGAUCGCCGAAGCGUUGACGACGAUUUCUCGAACUGCUUUCUUUCUCCUGUACAGUGCAUGCUGCCUCGGUCGAGGAGGUAG